Messenger RNA from Hyla sarda, 3763 nucleotides. It is a transcript of the gene ELF2, whose product is annotated as E74 like ETS transcription factor 2. Gene Ontology annotation, cellular component: nucleus. Lineage: Eukaryota; Metazoa; Chordata; Amphibia; Anura; Hylidae. Gene Ontology annotation, biological process: cell differentiation; regulation of transcription by RNA polymerase II. Gene Ontology annotation, molecular function: sequence-specific DNA binding; DNA-binding transcription factor activity, RNA polymerase II-specific. Bases 669 to 2432 code for a protein of 587 amino acids. The record is from RefSeq and is a predicted model, not a curated record. The transcript is spliced from 12 exons.
GUGUAUACGGGUGACGGCUCCGGUGCCCGGCUGCCGCCCUGACACGCACGGUGUGCGCGCUGCCCUAGUCCCUCCUCCUCCUCCCCUUGUGACACGCUCGCUGUGGAUCUCCAUUCUGUGUCAUCCCCUCCUCCCUGCCUCUCACACUCCGUAUGUUGUCACCGCUGCCACCCCCACUCUCCAGCGGCAGCAGCAGCUCCGUGCCCUGGGACCUCAUUCCGAGCAAGGUUUCCUUUUAUGGACUUUUUGGAAUGUAUCAUUAGUGUAAGGUUAAAGACUUACCCAGAACGCACCAGUACAGCCCUGAAAAUGUUUACUCAGCUGAUCCCUGGCAACAGUGACCACCUCUGGCAAUGAUCGGCUGACUGGGCCUCUCACUGGUACGAGACAUUGACCACAAAGUGAAGAUCAGCAGGGACACAGAACGUGUAGAGUCAUACCAUGGUAUGACUAAGGUGAAGGUUAUCAACUAAAACGUGUCCAAAGAAGGUUUUAUUGCACAUAUUACCACACUGGACAUUUCUCUCUACAAGUUCCUGCAUUUUCAUCAGUGACUAUUCACGCUGGUCUGGACUGUGGUUGAGAGGCAGUUAAGGGGAUCUGAGUGAAGUGAUUCUUGGGGCGACCGGUUGAGCAGUUUGUUUGCAGCUAAAGUCAGGGGAUGCAACAUGACCUCCGCUGUGGUGGAUGGUGGAGGAUCAGUUGGGAGCUAUGUCAGCAAUGGAGUUGAAAACUCAGAACAGGAAGAAGUUCAGGAAACUGAGUACCCUGCUGUCAUUGUGGAGCCAGUUCCUAGUGCCAUACUAGAAGAAGGGUACGCUGCUCAGGUUCUGGUGUAUGAUGAUGAGACCUUCAUUUUUCAAGAUGUAGCAGAAGAACAGGAGGUAGAGACUGAAACAGUGGAAAUAGUUGAAGCGUCUGUACACAGCAGCAAUGUUCACUGCACAGACAAGACCAUUGAGGCAGCAGAGGCUCUGCUACACAUGGAAUCUCCCACCAUCCUGCGGGACUCUAGGAGUCCAGUAGAAGUGUAUGUACCACCAUGUGUGUCUACUCCAGAGUUCAUCCAUGCUGCCAUGAGGCCCGACGUCAUCACAGAGACCGUGGUGGAGGUGUCCACUGAGGACUCUGAGCCCAUGGAUUCAUCCCCCAUCCCAAUAUCUAUUGAACUUGGGGAGCCUAUGAAAAAGAAAAAAGCUGGUCGUAAACCAAAGAUACAGCAGCCCACGUUUGCCAAUGGUUCACCAGACUUGGGAAUGAAAAAGAAACCACGGGAAGGAAAAGGAAAUACAACGUACCUCUGGGAGUUCCUCUUAGACUUGCUUCAGGAUAAGAACACUUGCCCCAGAUAUAUCAAGUGGACACAAAGGGAGAAAGGCAUCUUCAAGCUGGUGGAUUCUAAAGCCGUUUCCAAACUUUGGGGGAAACAUAAGAACAAACCAGACAUGAAUUAUGAGACUAUGGGAAGAGCUUUAAGAUACUACUAUCAAAGAGGAAUUCUAGCAAAAGUGGAGGGUCAGAGGCUUGUGUACCAGUUCAAAGAAAUGCCUAAGAAUAUUGUGGUGAUAGAAGAUGACAAGGCAGAGCCCUGCACCGAAGAGAUGGUGUCUCCAAUAGAUGACAAGUCACUGGAGCGCGUAUCUAUCCCUGCAGAGGGCAUACUUAAAAUGUCUAUGCCAGCUCGACUAGAGAAAUGCCCCACGCAACAAACCUCGCCCAGAAAGCCUAGACUAGUAAGCCUGGCUUCUCCUGUCAGUGAGGGACCCCCUCUUUCACCCACCAGCACCACACCAAACCCAGGACAGAGGACUGUUCGUGUUGCAAUGCAAGUGCCUGUUGUGAUGACUUCCCUGGGCCAGAAAAUUUCCACUUUGGCCGUCCAGUCCAUGAACCCAGGGUCUCCAUUGUUGGCCAACACCAGCCCCACAAGUGCAUCAGCUCCAAAGGUUGUAAUCCAGACAAUACCAACUAUGAUGCAAGCUUCUUCAGAAAGUGACAAAUUCACCAUGCAACCUGCCAAAAUCAUAACCAUCCCAACCUCUCAGCUCACCCAGUGUCAGCUGCAGACCAAGUCUAACUUAAGCAGUGCUGGGGGCUUGAAUCUGAUGGGCACUCCGCUGACUGUGAGAGCACUUACUCCUGUAUCCAUCGCCCAUGGGACCCCCGUUAUGAGACUAGCAAUGCCUGCACAACAGGCCCGGUGCCAGACACCACCACGGGUCAUCAGUACCCUUAUUAAAGGACCUGAAAUGAAAUCGGACAUAGUGGUGAGCAGGCAGGAUGGAGAAAUGAAAACAUUUCAGCUGGUUAAAGAUGAGAAAUCGGCAGAUGGGGGCAAAACAGUAACUCAUGUUGUGGUUGUUAGUGCCCCUGCUGGAAUUACCUUGCCAGUGACUGUCAAACAAGAAGGGACGGUGGUCUGUGACAAGUGAGAAACAUUCCACCAGCCUGUUGUAAGAUUUGAGUCAAACUGACAAUAAAUAAAAUACAGACAAUAAACUUAUUCUGUGGAAGAAAGGGAGAUGGUUCCAGUCCAACGAGACUUUAAAGCAAGUGAGAGACGUGUAUAUGUGGAGUGUAAAAGAGACCGUUACCGGAAGUGCGUUUCUCCCAGUGGGAUGUUGGUUCACAUACUGAUGGGGAUGUUACCUCUAAGAUAAAGGAGAAAAAAGGAAACUGAAAGGGACCAAAGCGUUCAUUCAUUCAUAUAUAGAUAUAUUUUUAGGUUACACUAAAUAAGGUGGAACACUAAAAUGAUGAGUGGCUGUUUGUUCUCCCACAAUCCAAAAAGCAAAGUUUAGGUCAAAGUAAAAUUGUAAAUGAUCAUGUUUUUUAUUUCUUUAUACCUACAGUAUAUAUGAGUUGAGUUUUUUUUGUUUGUAAUACCAGCAAUUUAUACCACUGUGUACAAAUAGCCCUCACUUAACCGGUGCUAUGUGACAACUCUGCUAAACCAGUAUGUGACGUGGUGCGUGUAGAAGAGACUCCCUUUAAAGUUUUGUUUGGAAACGCAAAUGAGAUUUGGGUUAGGAGCAGAUUUCAUAUGGAAGCCUUAGAGACUGAUUCAAUUUUAUUUUUCCUUGGAAUAAGCUAACUGCUUGUUUGUGUAAAGCAAUCUUUUUAUAUAUAAAUAUAUUAUAGAAAAUAUGGAGAGAGAAAAAAAAAACCUUGUACCUAGCACAGUAUUGGCAUAGAAUUACUUGUAACAUAUUUUAUAUUGUAGAUUAAAGUUUUGUUUUUUUUUAAAUACCUUUAAAUGGCUGGAAAUGUCUAAAAGCAUAUUGAGCUGCCAGCCUUUCAUUCAGCAAAGGGUUAAACUGUGGGCAAAUGGGCCAACUACUGCAACUUGCUUUUGUCACACGGAAUCCAUGCAAACAUUUCAAUUCCUGCGAUCCAUUUGAAAGGUCACCGCACGCAUGAGCCCUUUUUUUUUUUUGGAGUGCAAGCAUUUUGAAGCCUGCUAUUUUUUUAGUUGAAGUUACGAUGGGGCAGACUAGGGGGGGUUGGGGGAUAAAGUACCAGUGUUCAGAAUGAACUACAAUAGUUUGUAUAUUCAACAUUUGAAGUAUAUUCUAUUUUGUUGUACUCUUGUUUCAAAGUGUAUUCAAGUAGAUUUUACUGCAAUAUAGAAAAUGAAUUUCAUGUCUUGUGUGUUGUCUUCAUUUCCCUCCAUCUUCCAGAUAUUACUUUACAGUUCCAUAUAUCUGAAUGAUCCGGGAUUAUCAGGCGUUCUGGUUUACUUGUCUUUUGUCUUCAGAAUAUC